UUUAUCAGCUGAGUGGAAUACAUUCAAGAAAGAGGGCGGGUAAUAUUCACGGCACUUUCGACUUCAGGCUGUUUCCCAUAGGGCACAAAGCUUCUGGACUUGUAUAUUCCUAGUAACAAGUAAACAGCGGCGAUAUUCUCCUCGCAACACAAUACUGGACAGCUAAUCUUUAAGCUCACUUUCUGCUGCGGCUGGUUUCUGUGUUGUAGUCCGCGUUCACUAUCCCGUGGAAUCCAAAUUAGGAUCCGAUAAGAGUUAGCGAAGCGCUCAUUUUUUUCACGCUUAAGAGUCGUCGUUGUUGCGAUGUUUUUCUACGUGUACAUUUGUGUUGUCGCGAAUUCCAUCCGGUCUGUAAAACAAACUGAUCUGCCGGCUCGUUGAUGUUAACUGUUACUUUGUUGAGGGGGCGAACCGGUCUCGGCUGCUCUCCCUUUGUUUGGGCUCAGGACUCGGCUGAAUCCACUGGGCUUCCGUUUCAAACAUCUCAUUCGACCGCGAACACAAUUCUAGGAUGGCUCCACAAAAGCACGGCUCUGGUGGAAAUGGUUUUUAUUCUAACAGCACGAGUAAAGCUGCAAAUGGAGGAGCGCACGUAUCGUCCGGAGUUGUGAUGCCUUCAGUGAAGCGACCCAAGAUGGAGCAGAUCCAAGCCGACCAAGAACUCUUCCUGCAGGCGUUCGAGAAACCAACUCAAAUAUAUAGAUUUCUUCGCACAAGGAAUCUCAUAGCACCAAUCUUCCUGCACAGAUCUCUUACAUAUAUGGCCCACAGAAACUCGAGAACAAAUUCAAAAAGAAAGUGCUUUAGAGUGAACGAUCUGCUAGAGAAGUCAAAAGUGGACCAGGAAUCUCACAAUAUGGCUUCAAACCUGCAGCUCACUUUCACUGGAUUCUUCCAUAAAACUGAGAAGCCAUUGCAGAACUCAGAGAAUGACGAAAACUCAGUGUCUGUAGAAGUGCUACUCGUCAAGGUCUGCCACAAGAAGAGAAAGGAUGUAAGUUGCCCAGUGAAGCAAGUGCCUACAGGUAAAAAGCAGGUGCCUCUGAACCCCGACAUCAGUCAGACCAAGAUGGGAGCUUUUCCCACACUGGUAGUGCCCAGCCAUGAGUUCGAACCCAGUAACAGCCACAUGGUGAAGUCCUACUCCCUUCUGUUCAGAGUGUCACGUCCAGGUGGGAGAGAGCUCAACGGCAUGACCACCAGAGACUCCAAUGUUAUUGAAGAGAUGUCUAACAGGAAGAAGAGAUACUGCUCUCAUCAGGAUGAUGGAGAAACUACCUUUGUGGCACAAAUGACAGUUUUUGAUAAAAAUAGACGCCUCCAGCUUUUGGAUGGCGAGUAUGAAGUCUCCAUGCAGGAGAUGGAGGAGAGUCCUGUAGGCAAGAAAAGGGCAACGUGGGAAACCAUACGAGAUGGGAAGUGGCUUCCACCCUUCGAGACCUUUUCUCAGGGACCCACACUGCAGUUCACUUUGCGAUGGACCAAUGACACUGCUGACAGAGGAACGGCACCAGUGGCCAAACCACUUGCCACACGCAAUUCUGAAUCCAGCACAGUAGACAGCAGCAAGCCUAGUAAUGUAAAGCCGCCACAAGCAGUAGCUGUGAAUGAUUCAGUUGGCACUGAUCUACCUGUAAGAAGAGAACAAACUCAUGUUGAACCUCGUCAGAAACUACGUGUUUAUUAUCAGUUCCUCUACAACAAUAACACACGGCAGCAGACGGAGGCCAGAGAUGACCUGCACUGUCCGUGGUGCACGUUGAACUGCCGUAAACUCUACAGCCUCCUCAAGCACCUCAAGCUCUCGCACAGCCGCUUCAUCUUCAACUAUGUGCCUCAUCCUAAAGGAGCCAGGAUAGAUGUGUCAAUAAAUGAAUGCUAUGACGGCUCUUACGUGGGCAACCCUCAGGACAUCCACUGCCAGCCUGGCUUUGCCUUCAGCCGUAACGGCCCAGUGAAGAGGACUCCGGUUACACACUUCCUCGUCUGCAGGCCCAAGCGCUCAAAGCCCAGCCUCUCUGAGUUCCUGGAGCCCGAGGAUGGAGAACAGGAGCAGCCGCGGACCUGCAUCAGCGGCCACAACCGCCUGUACUUCCACAGCGACAGCUGUGUGCCACUUAGACCACAGGAAAUGGAAGUGGACAGUGAGGACGAGAGGGACCCGGAGUGGCUCCGGGAGAAGACUGCUAUGCAAAUCGAGGAGUUCACAGAUGUCAAUGAGGGAGAGAAAGAGGUCAUGAAACUCUGGAACCUGCAUGUAAUGAAACAUGGAUUCAUAGCUGACAACCAAAUGAAUCAUGCCUGCGUGUUAUUUGUGGAGGAGCACGCCACCACCAUCGUCGAGAAGAAUCUGUGCCAGAACACUCUGCUCCAUCUGGUCAGCAUGCACGACUUUGGCUUAGUGAAUACAGUGACUAUAGACAAGGCCAUGGCUCACCUGAGAGAUCUGAAACCGCACAAAGAUAGCCAGGAGCAAUCCAAAACGCAAGACAAUGCUGAUGGCGAAGUCAGUGUAUCAAAUUUAGUCGAGACCCAGAAUCCCUGAAACCACCUCCUCCUCACUCUGGAUUGAAUUAAGUGUCAGUGGGUGUCAAACGCCCCCCUGGAUGUGAGAACCACCACUUUCUGCACUCGCAGGGUUAAAGAUGAUGUCUAGUUAGGAACAGGUUGUGUGGGGAUUUGACCUGAUGUCAUCAGAGUUCAAAGCAACUCUAGAUUCAAAUUACUUGAAGAUGCUAUUAGAACUAUAAGUCAUUUCCGAUUUUUUUCUCUACUCACACAACCCCGUAGCUCUAGCAAGUUUUUAGCACUUGUUUUAGGUGCCUGUUUUUAAAAGGACUAUGAAAAUAAUUUUUUAAUAUAUUUUGAAUAUUGAUGAAUGGAAAUGGCUCCUACAAACUCGCUUUUAUUGCAUAUUUUUCACAGGGGUUGAGAAACUCCUUCUGAAAACUUGAACAUAUUAGUUUUGCUGGUGUAUAGUGUUGUUGUUAGUUUUUCAACAUUUCUGUUUGUGCCACCUCUAACAUUUUUUUUUCAUGAGAAUGUUUCUGGACCAAAGUUUUGUUGAGCUCUUUGUGGUGGCUAAAGUGAAAGUAUCCACAAUCAUUUUUCACCACACUUGAAGACUUCAAAUGACUUUUCUUUGGAAUCUCGGCCUGAAGAAUAACCAUCAGUGAUACACUGCUAUUUGUUUUAUUUUAUUUUAAGUUUGUCAAGUUUUUCAGAGCCUUUAUUCCACUGACCUUGCAACACAGAUAUAUACAGGUACAGGGUACUAAAAACAGUGGGAUGGGAUGCCUUGCAGAAAUGUUUACACUUGCCUUAUCCAUGGAAACAUGUACUCUAAGCAGGGUUUGAAUUUUUGGUGUAAAUUGUGGUGUGAACAGGUUUCUUUGAAUUUUCUUUGAAUUUCAGUGACAGUUUACUGCACACAAUACUGUGUCCAGUUCCACCUAUUAAUAUAUGUUAGUUUUCUCACAAUGCGUCUGCUCUGCUGUAUCUAUCAGUUUACUUUGGUUCCAUUUGUUCUUCAUGGUGCCCAUUUGUUUUAAUUCAGGUGUUUCUGUUGAAACCUGUUGUAAUAUGUACAUACAUUUAGUGGCAUGGCUUUGCUGAAGAUGAUUGCAUUCAAGAAAGAUUAUUUUAGACCAAAGUGAAAUGGCUACAAUGUUCGACUAGUUUUUUUCAACUCAGAAAUGCAAGUCUUCAUAGUUGUUUAUUUGUUGUAUGCAUCUGGUUUAAAGGAAAGGGAUCUGUUUGUAAAACACUGUUUCAUUUUGCUUAAACUGUGCACUGGUUUAAAAAAAUGUUUUUGGUCAAUAUUUGAGAUCAAUUACUUAACUGGCAGAAGCAGUUACGUAACUGAGUGCGUAACAGUCAAUACAGCAUCAAUUACACAAGAUGUGGAAUACUGAUAUGAAUUAAUGUCAAAAAAGAUAUUUAUAUCAAGAAUAUGAUAGGAACAAUUAUGAAACCUGUUUGAGUUUCUGAAUUAUGCUGAAACAAGUGCUUCAGGUUCUUUAUUUAAAAUAAAGAUUUUUUUGUUUUACAAUCGA
Messenger RNA from Rhinichthys klamathensis goyatoka, 4055 nucleotides. RefSeq names its product SUZ12 polycomb repressive complex 2 subunit a (gene suz12a). Gene Ontology annotation, cellular component: nucleus; ESC/E(Z) complex. Gene Ontology annotation, molecular function: chromatin DNA binding. The transcript has 16 exons. The record is from RefSeq and is a predicted model, not a curated record. NCBI's taxonomy places the organism in Eukaryota, Metazoa, Chordata, Actinopteri, Cypriniformes, Leuciscidae. The coding region runs from base 512 to 2545 and encodes 677 amino acids.